CUGGGCUGCACGGACGGCAGGCUGUAGGUGUAGCUGCCGUUGGCCCAGGGCCCCGUGCCCGUGCCCGUGCCCAGCACGACGCCGCCCGUGCCGACGCCGGAGCCCGCGGUCAGGGUGUUGUAAACCGAGGAGGCAUCCGCGUAGGCGGUGGUCGUGACGGUGGUGGUGCUGGUGCUGUUAGCCCUCGUGCCCGGCCCGACUACGGUGAUGGUGACGGUGCCGGUCGAGCCGGUGGCGGUUGCGUACUUGGUUGUAGUGCUCCUCGGGCCGCCGAUGGUCGUUGUCCGGGCCUCGGUCGACGUCUCAGUGACGGUCGUCCACGGGCUGCUGUCGCUGCUGGCGGUGAAGCCGCUGGACUGGGGGUCGGCGGUCACGGCGUCGUUGUCGGUGACAGUGGUGAGGGUGACAGUGACAGUGACGGUCUGAGGACCGGAGCAAGAGACGUCGUCCGUGCUGUGUAUAACUGUUAGUGUUCUUCUUGAUUUCCUCUUUUCUCUCUCUCUUUUUUUUUUUCCUUUUUUUUCUUUUGUUCUGUCUUGUGGUCGGGCUGGGGUCUUUUAGCCGACUUACGUGACCGAAGAGAUCGGGGUGACUUCCAAGCUAGUUGUCGCAGUUGCCACGUUGACGGACUCGGUGACGAAGACAGCCGAGGGAGUCGAGUAGGCGGAACUGCCAGAAACAGAGCAGUAAGAAUCGAUGACAGAGCUGGUUGAGUCGACAGCUAAGGCGCGAGCAUCCACCUGAGUAGUGAGC
Messenger RNA from Thermothelomyces thermophilus ATCC 42464, 753 nucleotides. RefSeq lists its product as uncharacterized. The record is from RefSeq and is a predicted model, not a curated record. The transcript has a single exon. The coding region runs from base 208 to 426 and encodes 72 amino acids. NCBI's taxonomy places the organism in Eukaryota, Fungi, Ascomycota, Sordariomycetes, Sordariales, Chaetomiaceae.